Molecule: messenger RNA, 1327 nt
Organism: Oreochromis niloticus (Nile tilapia)
Lineage: Eukaryota; Metazoa; Chordata; Actinopteri; Cichliformes; Cichlidae
Exons: 11
Coding region: 356-1141 (261 amino acids)
Source: RefSeq, a predicted model, not a curated record
UUCUCUGAAGAAAACCUGCCACCUGUAAUCAACACAUAAAUGAGGGGAAGACCAGUGGCUUCUGUGAAUGUUAAGAAUGAUUGUUGUCAUACUGAACUGAAAUGAAUAGGCCUUUGUAAACAUAUCAGAGCCUGUAACCUAAUUGUUGCUCCUCUACGUGCAAUUCACGCACUGUUCAACACAAAGAAACAGUCACUGACUAAAACUCAAUUUGAUACUUCUUGUGAGAAUCUAUAAUUAACCAAGGCAAGGCCUAUUACAGGUCACAAAGCGAGACAAAGCAGCAGCACAUAAAAGCCUCCUAACUGCGCUCUUACUGACCAACAGUGGACAGACCCAGGACCCAAAGUCAGCAAUGAAGAUCCUCUUGUGUUGCCUGCUCCUGCUUCCAUUUGCAGAUAUGGUGGUGGCAGCCUCUAUCAAAGGGCAAUCCUCCAAAGAAGGUGUGUUAAGCUUUCUACAUGAUGCACUAGCAGUUACUACAGAAAGGACCACACCUGCAGCCGUCACAGCACAAAGGACCCCUCUAUGUGGCACUGUGAAUAAGCAAGACUCAGACGAUAUCUCAGAUGCCAAAUCUACAGAGAGCUCUGAAACCAACAGAUGUCCAGAACCUGAUGCGUUUGACAAAAAUGGAGAUGAAAGCAGAGAUGUAUCCAAAGACCUUGACAGCGAUGAGAUCAUGAUUCCUGGAGCUGUGGCAAAAAAUGAAGCUCCAUCAAGGAAGGAGACUGUAGUGGGCAAAGAUAGUAUGGCAGCGAUGGAUAUUACCAGCAGCCUGGUUCAGGACCAUGGGAACAGGGAGCAUAGUUUGAUUGAAGGAGAACUCCAAGCAAGCAGAGACAGUGAGGAAGGAGGGAUAACAAAUGCUCGGGAGGGUGGCGGUCAAAGCACCAAUCUCCAAAGGUGGGCCACACGAGGAAAAGUUAAUGGGAUGAGUGGUAUGUUGGUCCAUGGCCAAAUCAGAGAAGGGCCAAAUUGGGAUAGUUUGGAAGACAGCAGUGACAGCCUGGCUGGAGUGAGCACCAAAAAACAAACGGACUAUGAUGAAACCAGAGAAUAUAUGAGCUCUGAAACCUAUCCAGUUGUCCCACAAGAGCGCAGCAGCUUGCCCACUCCAUCCAAGAACCAUGUCGCUUGAUGAGCACACAGAGAUUGCAUGUCUUCCUUAUGAAUCACGGAUCACUGUCUGUUGACUCAGGAGACUCAACUCAAGACAGUUUGCUUCCACAUCCGGAUGCUGCAGGGACUUUUUCUAUCCAAAAUUAGAUUUUCAUUCUCUCUGAUCCAACAAACAAAUGUAAAAAAUAAAUAUGUUUUGAUUUAA